AUGUCGUUCAACUUUGAGUGGCCGCAGUUCAGCGACGACUUCUACGCCGACGCGCGCGAGAUGCUCGCCCAGGCGCUCAACAAGGGCCAGAAGCCGCCCAUCAUCGCCGACCGCAUCGAGGUCAAGGAGCUCAACAUGGGGACCAUUCCGCCAGAGCUCGAGAUCCUCGAGAUUGGCGACCUGUCGACCGACCGGUUUCGCGGCAUCUUUCGCCUCACUUAUUCGGGCGACGCCUACAUCGUCCUCCAGACCAAGGUUCAGGCCAACCCGCUCAACGUUCCUCGACCCUCACUCGACAUCCUCAGCUCGCCCCGCAUCCUGUUCGCGGCCGCCCCGCUCGUCGUCCCGAUGACGCUGCGCCUGUCGAACCUGUCGCUGCGCGCCAUCGUCGUCCUCGUCGUGUCGCGGCAAAAGGGCAUCACGCUCGUGUUCAAGAACGACCCGCUCGAGUCGGUCAACGUCUCGUCGUCGUUCGACGGCGUCGACUCGGUCGCGGGCUUCAUCCAGCGCGAGAUCGAGAACCAGCUCCGCGAGGCGUUCCGCUCGGACCUGCCGAGCGUCAUCCACCGCCUGAGCCAGAAGUGGCUCAGCGGCGAGGUCAAGAGCGCGGGCAAGGCGGCCGACACGAUCCCGCAGCGCGCCCGAGGCGGCCUCGCACAAGGGUUCAGCCGCGACGCCAAGAUCGAGACGCGCACGGCGUACGAGCCAGGCCACGACGGCGCCGUGCGCGGCAAAGGCCUGUCGCGCCGCAUGAGCGGCAUGAGCGACGCCGACGGUGGCGACAGCGUCGAGCUCGGCAGCCAGGCCGACUCGAGCUGGUCGACCUGGGGCGAGAACCGCAUGGGCUCGUCGUCGGUCGGGAGCGGGAGCGGCGGCGGCGCAGGGGGAGCGUCGUACGGCCGGUCGCCGAGCCUGCGACGAGCGGCCACCUCGGCGUCGGCGGCGAGCGCGGCGGUACGGCACGACCAGCUCGACUCGGUCCCCGAGUCGAUCGAGAACUACGACCCGACCUACGGCCUGAGGCCCGACGCCCUGCCGCACCACGCCGGCUUCGGCGACUACGAGCGCACGGUCAAGGCGGGUGCGUCUCGCCGAGGGCUCGGGGACGUGCUCGAGGUGAGCGAGGACGCCGACGAGGCCGACCUUGUCGACGAGGAGGACCCGUUCGCGGCCCGACGCCGGCCCGGCGACCUCGACGACGACCCGUUCGCCUUUGACCUGCGCGACAUCGCCGCCGACAAGCGAGGCCGGGCGUCGCUCGACUCGCUCGACUACCGCCUCGGCCUCCAGGACCACCACCACCACCACCUCGAGACGAUCCCGGCCGUCGGCGGCGGCACCAUCACGCGCCCGCGCGUGUUCCACACGCAGUCGCAGAUGCGACCGCGCACGGGCUCGACGGGCUCGAUGUCGGCGCACGGCAGCCCGUCGUCCGUCACGGCGAGGAGCGCCGCCGGCGGGUCGUCGACCUCGACGGUCGGGCUCGGCCGGUCGGCGUCGUUCGGGCAGCUCGCCGGCCUCGAGUCGCGCUUCCGGGCACCGUCGCUCUCGGGCGCGUCGAGCGCGCACUUCCCGUUCCCCAAGUACGGCGGGCCGCCGCCGCCGGCGUACCCGGGCAGCGCGUCGCCGUCGCUCGUGCGCAACACGUCGCUCCCGAGCCUGUCGCGGUACCCGUCCAAGGCGUUCCAGCACCGCCGGUCGUCGUCGUCCAUGUCGACCUCGUCCGAGUACGCGCGCACGCCCUUUUUGCGCUCGAACGACCCGUCGGCCUACUCGUCCCCACCCUCGAGCCUCCCUUCUCCCGCCCUUCCUCCUCCUUCUCGCUCUCGACCACCCGCCGACGAUCCCGACGACCCUCCUCAGCUCGCCUACUCGCGCCCCUCGCCGAUCGACCUCCUGUCGCGCUCGCCGUCGUCGGUCCUCAACACGUCCUUCCUCGACGAGGAGCACCUCCCGAUCACGCUCAACCCGUCGGGCAACGACUCGUGCGCGCACCUCGCGACCCUCACAAGCUCGAACCAGACGCUGUCGCCCUUCACGCGCGACCACGCCCACGUCACGGCGCGCAGCGCGCCGUACUCGACCUCGGCGAGCGGGAUCUCGUCCGGCGCGGCGAGGAUGGCGCCUUCUGCGCCCGGGACGGGCCGCGUCGCGCUCGUGCACGGCGCAGGCGCCAUGCCGGGCAGGCCUGGCUCGGCGCCACCCGCACAGCCGGUCAAGGCGGUCCGCAAGCGGCUGCACCGCAUCGGCUCCGCACGGGCCGCCUCGCCCGCGCGCAACUCGGUCCCGCCCUCGCCUGCGCUCCUCAGCGGCGUCGCGUCGUCGUCGUCGUCGUCCGGCGUGGGUGCGGGCUCGGGCUCGGGCUACGGCGGCUACACGCCCGCAGCGCCGGGCACGGUCCCGCCUCGCCGUCCGGGCGCGCCCCUCACCCGAGCGUCGCUCAGCCGGGCGACGUCGCCGCUGAGGAGCAGCCACCUUGCGCCGUCGGCGGCGACGCAGAGUCUGCCCGCUGUCGCCGCUCGAGGGCUCGGCGUCGGAGGAGGAGGCGGCAGCGGUGGAGGGGGCGCGCCGAGCGAGCUGAGCGACUAUUUCCCAACGAGCGGCGCGAGGGAGAUGCUCGAGCGCAUGGGGCUCGGAGCAGGAGGGCUCGGGCGAAGGUGA
This is a messenger RNA of Rhodotorula graminis WP1, 2661 nucleotides long. RefSeq lists its product as uncharacterized. Gene Ontology annotation, molecular function: lipid binding. The transcript is spliced from 4 exons. NCBI's taxonomy places the organism in Eukaryota, Fungi, Basidiomycota, Microbotryomycetes, Sporidiobolales, Sporidiobolaceae. Bases 1 to 2661 code for a protein of 886 amino acids. Gene Ontology annotation, cellular component: ERMES complex. Gene Ontology annotation, biological process: mitochondrion organization; phospholipid transport. The record is from RefSeq and is a predicted model, not a curated record.